Molecule: messenger RNA, 1263 nt
Organism: Microthlaspi erraticum
Lineage: Eukaryota; Viridiplantae; Streptophyta; Magnoliopsida; Brassicales; Brassicaceae
Source: the annotation of a GenBank genome assembly
AUGGCUUCAGCUCGUCUCUCUCUCCGCUAUGUUCGCCGAUUUACAACAGCCGCCGGAGAUGCGACGACCACCAUAGAGUCUGCUGCUGCCGCUGCUCCGUUUCCAGGAAAGAUCUCCGUCUCCAAAGCUAAGAGCACUCUCCGGAAAGAACACGAUCCUGACAAAGCUCUUGAGAUCUACUCCAACGUCUCCGAUCACUCCGCUUCGCCUGUUUCCUCUCGCUACGCCCAGGAGCUCACUGUCCGCCGCCUCGCCAAGUGUAACCGUUUCUCCGACAUCGAGACCCUAAUCGAAUCCCAGAAAAACGACCCCAAAAUCAAGGAGGAAACUUUCUACUCCAUGCUUAUCAGAUCUUACGGCCGAGCCUCCAUGUUCGAUCACGCCGUGAGCACAUUCGAGCAGAUGGAUAAGUACGGCACACCCAGAUCGUCCGUUUCCUUCAACGCCUUGCUCACCGCUUGCCUCCAUUCCAAAAAGUUCGACAAAGUGCCCCAACUGUUCGACGAAAUUCCUCAGAGGUACAAUCACAUCACUCCUGACAAAAUCUCUUACGGUAUAUUGAUUAAGUCCUACUGUGACUCUGGUUCGCCGGAGAAAGCCAUUGAGAUUAUGAGACAGAUGGAAAAGAAACGCAUUGAGUUCACCACCAUUGCCUUCACCACCAUUUUGGGUUCCUUGUAUAAGAAGGGUGAAGUCAAAGUAGCGGAGAGCUUGUGGAAGGAGAUGGUGAAGAAAGGCUGUGACUUGGAUAACGCAGCAUUCAAUGUUCGUCUAAUGAAUGCUCAAAAGGAGAGCCCUGAGAGAGUUAGUGAGCUGAUUGACGAAAUGAUCAGUGCUGGAUUGAAGCCUGAUACGAUUAGCUAUAACUAUCUGAUCACUGCGUAUUGCGAGAAAGGAAUGUUGGAUGAAGCUAAGAAGGUGUUUAGAGGGUUUGAAGCAAACAAAUGUGCUCCCAAUGCAGCUACGUUCAGGACGUUGAUAUUUCACCUGUGUUACUGCGGAUUGUAUGAGCAAGGCUACGCCAUGUUCAAGAAGAGCGUGCGUAUGAACAAGAUUCCGGAUUUCAAUACUUUGAAGCAUUUGGCUGUUGGAUUGGUGAAGAACAAGAAGAUUGAUGACGCCAAGGGGUUGGUUAGGACAAUGAAGAAGAAGUUCCCUCCGAGUUUCUUGAAUGCGUGGAAGAAACUCGAGGAGGAACUCGAGCUGUGUUCGAAAACCGAUGCUUCUUCAUCUUCUGCAAAAGGAGUAGAGACUGCUGCUUAA